This is a messenger RNA of Pleurotus ostreatus (oyster mushroom), 855 nucleotides long. RefSeq lists its product as uncharacterized. NCBI's taxonomy places the organism in Eukaryota, Fungi, Basidiomycota, Agaricomycetes, Agaricales, Pleurotaceae. The transcript is spliced from 6 exons. The coding region runs from base 1 to 855 and encodes 284 amino acids. Gene Ontology annotation, molecular function: protein serine/threonine kinase activity; ATP binding. The record is from RefSeq and is a predicted model, not a curated record. Gene Ontology annotation, biological process: peptidyl-serine phosphorylation; intracellular signal transduction.
AUGUGCGCGAAAGUGGUUGUUCAGAAGCAACCCAUGACUACAGAGAUGGUGGCGAUCAAGGUGUUCCACAAACGUCAAUUGGCCUAUUACACUCUCUCCAAGAAAGCAAAAUCAACCUUCGCUGAAUGUCUGGCUAGGGAACGAGAUACGCUGGUGGCGAUUACCGAAAGCCGGAGUCGGUAUUUGACCCCCCUCUUUGAAGCCUUUCAAGACAAACACAACGUCUAUUUCGUCUUGAAAGCCUAUCCACUGUCGCUCUCUGAUUUGAUAAGUCUAAUGCGGGAUUUAGGCAAAAGACUAACUCCCGGAGCGAUCAAGUUCUACGCUUCAGAGUUGCUGGUCGCCAUCGAGCAACUCCAUUCCCUGAAUAUCGCCCACCGUGACAUAAAGCCAGACAAUAUCCUUAUAUCCUCGAAUGGACAUCUCGCACUCGCAGACUUCGGUCUCUCUGUCCGUAUCCCUCCCGAUGACCAGCGCCCGUUCACUAAGCAGAUCAGGUACGACGCCGUCGGCACGCCCGCAUAUUGUGCCCCAGAGUUAUGGCGUGCAGAUGUUUCGAAGAAGGGCUAUCUAGUUGCUGCUUCAGACAUAUGGAUGUAUGGCGCUGUCGUCCUGCAAAUGUGGUUGUCCAAACGUCUACCUUUCUUCAGUCCCGAGGGCGAGGAUCGGGGUGUUAUGUUCGAUAUGUACCAGUUGGUUGAGGAUCCCGUCGUUGCAGACUUCCUAUCUUCUAUUGUUCAUGCCCCGGAGGAUUUGAGGCCCUAUAUCCCAACGAUUAAAGCACACAAGUUCUUCGCGACAAUUAAUUGGCGUAGUGUCUGUAGCAGUUUCGAUGACCAGGAAAGAUCACGUUAG